This is a messenger RNA of Lingula anatina, 756 nucleotides long. RefSeq lists its product as uncharacterized. The record is from RefSeq and is a predicted model, not a curated record. Lineage: Eukaryota; Metazoa; Brachiopoda; Lingulata; Lingulida; Lingulidae. Gene Ontology annotation, biological process: negative regulation of apoptotic process; positive regulation of protein ubiquitination; regulation of cell cycle. Gene Ontology annotation, cellular component: nucleus; cytoplasm. Gene Ontology annotation, molecular function: cysteine-type endopeptidase inhibitor activity involved in apoptotic process; ubiquitin protein ligase activity.
AUGGAGGUAUAUGGGGACUUUAUGACAUUCGAUGCCACAACUGGACCCACACUGGGAAUUCUAACAGGGAGACCUAGACACGAGAGAUACGCCAUUGCACAGGCCAGAGUUCAGACCUUUGCUAACUGGCCGCCAUCUCGUAUUCCGCGUCCUGAAGCUCUCGCCAGGGCCGGGUUUUUUUACGCCGGUUUUGGUGACAACGUGAAAUGUUUCUUCUGUGACGGAGGACUUAGGAAUUGGGAAUCUCAAGACGACCCUUGGGUUGAACAUGCGCGUUGGUUCCCGCGUUGUGAUUUUGUUCGUCAGUGCAAGGGGGAUGCUUUUAUUCAAAUGAUUAAGGAUCAAAAGUCGCCAAACAACCCGCCUUCCCAGGCUCAAGCACAAGAACAAAGAGCACAAGGUGCGCCAGGAGGUUAUCACGUAGAGGCCCGGGAGAUCAAAGCCCGCCUCGACACCCCGACAGUGCAGGCGGUCUUAGACAUGGGUUUCAGACGAGAUACAGUGCGUCAGGCGAUCGAACGUAGAUUGAGGGAUACUGGAGAUGAUUUCCCCAGUGCAGCGAGUUUACUAGAUGCCAUUUUAAAAAUUGAGGAUGAGAUGAACCGGCAGACGGCGCAAGGUGCGGCGGCGAUGGCAGUUAUUCCCCAAGAGGAGCCAUGUCAACAGCCACUAAACCCAGCUCUGUCUGAAGUACCAGCAUCUGUGGCAACCCAAAAAACAUCUCAAACGCAGAAUUCGGGUACAUGUCUGAGCUGA